AUGGCACCAGGACUUGUAGAGCCAGUCGUCCAGUCAACUGAUGCGGCACCUGUCACAUCCCUCAAACAAUCAGUCAAGCCUGCCAACACACACAACUACGUCCCCGGGCGCACAACGGUCACUCAACACGAUGACACAUAUGAGUUUGAACACCUACGGCCACGCUUUCCCGAUAUCACGUGGCCUGCGCUGGAGGAGAUUCCUUACACCGAUAAAGGCUGCCUUGGUGACGUCAACUUCAAGAACCUUCUAUCCUCCGCUACGGAGGUCUUCGAUUACAACCCCAAGAUCGGCACAGAGGUACACGGCGUGGACCUAGCCAACCUCACCGACCCUCAAAAGAAUGAUCUCGCAAGGCUGAUUGCGACUCGAGGCGUUGUCUUUUUCCGCAACCAAAAGAACUUUGGUAUUGAGGAGCAGCGUGCUCUCGGCCAAUACUUCGGCCGUCUGCACAAGCACGCCACAACCGCCGUUCCUCGUCAAGAGGGUCUUGAAGACGUGCACGUUGUGUAUACUGGUGAAGGAUCCCCUGAUCUUCGCUCCCUGUUCUCGCCCACGUUCUUGUGGCAUUCAGAUGUCACGUAUGAGAUUCAGCCUCCUUCCUACACAUCUCUGAAGGUCCUCACAGGCCCCCCUCGUGGUGGCGGCGGCGACACUCUCUGGUCUUCCCAAUACGCAGCCUACGAUAUGCUGUCUCCCCACAUGCAGAAGUAUCUCGAGUCACUCACUGCGCUGCACUCUGCAGACCUACAAGCCCAAGGUACACGUGACCUCGGGCGCACCGUACGCCGCGAACCUGUAACGACGGAGCACCCACUCGUGCGCACGCACCCCGUGACAGGGUGGAAGAGUAUUUUCUUCAACCCAGGCUUCGUGACCAAGAUCGUCGGCGUACCCAAGACGGAAAGCGACCACAUCAUCAGCCUGCUCAACGAGAUCGUCGCCACGAGCCCCGAGUUCCACGCGCGCUUCCAGUGGCAGGCCGGCGACGUCGCCUUCUGGGACAACCGCGUCACCAACCAUUCGGCCACGUACGGCUUCGCACCGCACCGUCGCCACGCGGUCCGCGUCUGCAACCAGGCGGAACGUCCAUUCCUCGACCCUGCCGGCAAGUCGCAGGAGGACGACCUGAGCGCGCGCUAUGGCAUCCCGAAGGCGAACAAAGACGGCUCGGGCGUCGUCAACUACAACGACUAG
Messenger RNA from Ascochyta rabiei, 1197 nucleotides. Its product is annotated as Taurine dioxygenase. Bases 1 to 1197 code for a protein of 398 amino acids. The transcript has a single exon. NCBI's taxonomy places the organism in Eukaryota, Fungi, Ascomycota, Dothideomycetes, Pleosporales, Didymellaceae. Gene Ontology annotation, molecular function: 2-oxoglutarate-dependent dioxygenase activity. Gene Ontology annotation, cellular component: cytoplasm. The record is from RefSeq and is a predicted model, not a curated record.